Messenger RNA from Stomoxys calcitrans (stable fly), 1180 nucleotides. RefSeq names its product pyrimidine-specific ribonucleoside hydrolase RihA. Gene Ontology annotation, molecular function: hydrolase activity, hydrolyzing N-glycosyl compounds. The coding region runs from base 113 to 1180 and encodes 355 amino acids. The transcript is spliced from 6 exons. Lineage: Eukaryota; Metazoa; Arthropoda; Insecta; Diptera; Muscidae. The record is from RefSeq and is a predicted model, not a curated record.
UUACCGGCAACAUAGUGCCGUCUUGUUAGUCUCUCCGAACAGGUAGUUUAGCCCGGCCGGUUUCGAGUUAAAACAAAUCCAUAAAAUAAACCAAAGAGCAUCACCAUUAGCAAUGGAAAAAUCUCCCGGCGGUUAUGUGGUCUAUGAUUGCGACAUUGGCAAUGAUGAUGCCUGGGGAUUGCUAAUACUAAUCAAGGGUGAAAAACUAUUUCAAAAUAUGGCCACUAAUGGUCUGCCAAACAAGGACAUUGAUGUUCGCGAACCCUAUAAAAUAUUGGGCAUUACUUGCGUUCAAGGCAACACCAGUGUGGACAAUUGUGUUAAAAAUGCAUUUAGAGUUUUGGAAAGUGUUGAUAGAUUGGAUAUACCAGUUUACAAGGGCUGCUCCAAUCCCAUAUUGCCGCGUACAUGGAAACGUGAGCGUCUGUUUCAUGGGCAAGAUGGUUUUGGUGAUAUUCCCGAUUUGCCAGAAGUUACAACUACAAAAAUUCAAAAGGAGCAUGCAGUCAAUAUGAUGUAUUCCGCUGUGUGUCAGUAUCCCAACAAGGUUGACUUCUUGCUAGUGGGCCCUUUGACCAAUUUCGCCAUGUGUAUUAAUAUGUAUGGCUCGGAUUUCUUAGACAAAGUACGAAAUGUUUGGAUUAUGGGUGGAAAUUACAGGGGCAAAGGCAAUAUCACCAAAAGUGCUGAAUUCAAUUUUAUGAUGGAUCCCGAAGCAGCCCAUAUUGUUUUGGAAUCUGUGGAUAAGCCUGUUUCAUUGCUGCCCUGGGAGUCUUGUAUUGAUGGUGAUAUGAAUUUAGAAAUGGAUUGGCGUUUGAAUGUUCUGGGCAAAGUUGACUCCAAGGUCAUACGUCUGCUAAAUGAUGUAGAGAAUGCAAUUUUAGUCACCAAAGGCUUCAUACGUUGGAUUGUCUGCGAUGCUGUACUAGUGGCUGCCUAUUGCUUUCCCCAGUUGGCCAUAACCCGAAGUCGCAUGUAUCAUGCUACGGUGGAGCUAACCGGCACCCAUACUCGAGCCCAAAUGGUUUUGGAUCAUUUAAGGCGAAAUAAAGAGAACACCUGUGUCAUCUUGGAAAUACAUAAACAACACUACAAGGACAUAAUAUCCUGGGCAGGAGGUCUAAUGUCAGAUGCUGAAAUGGUUGAGGUUAUGAGAGCCAAGAGAAGGGAAGAUUUGUAA